CUGCUUCUCAGUUGCAGAUCUGACCUCUUCUGAACACGUGGCCGUGUCUCCAUCCCUGGGACUCUGAACCCAGCAGCUGGACCACUUUGUCCUUGGGAUUUUGGGUGUCCUCACUUCUUAUCUUUCCCCUUUCCUCUCUUCCCUCCCACCUCCUGAGAACUCCUGAAGACUGUAGGAUUGUCAUGGAGUCCAGGGAAAUCUUAAGCAGCUCCCGGCAAAGGGGGGACGAGUCGGAAUUCCUGCCUGUCUCCUCAGCCAAGCCCCCACCUGCCCCUGGCUGUGCAGGAGAACCUUUGCUCUCUGCUCCAGGAACUGGGAAGGGGAUCCCAGUGGGCGGAGAACGCAUGGAGCCAGAGGAAGAGGAUGAACUGGGCUCAGGGCGGGAUGUGGAUUCCAACUCAAAUGCAGACAGCGAGAAAUGGGUUGCAGGAGAUGGCCUGGAAGAACAGGAAUUUUCUAUCAAGGAGGCAAACUUCACAGAGGGCAGUCUGAAGCUGAAGAUUCAGACCACCAAGCGGGCUAAGAAACCCCCAAAGAAUCUGGAGAACUACAUAUGCCCACCUGAGAUCAAGAUCACCAUUAAGCAAUCUGGUGACCAGAAGGUGUCCCGUGCUGGGAAAAAUAGCAAAGCCACAAAGGAGGAGGAAAGAAGCCACUCCAAAAAGAAGCUCCUCACAGCCAGUGACCUUGCAGCCAGCGACCUCAAAGGAUUUCAGCCACAGGCUUACGAGCGGCCACAGAAACACUCAAGUCUCCACUAUGACCCAGGCCUCCCACAGGACGUCACCAGUGACACCUUAAAACCAAAGCACCAGCAAAAAAGCAGCAGCCAGAACCACAUGGACUGGUCCACCAACUCUGACAGUGGACCCGCCACUCAGAAUUGCUUCAUCAGUCCAGAGUCUGGCAGAGAAACUGCAAGCACCAGCAAGAUGCCCGCUCUUGAGCCCGUGGCUUCCUUUGCGAAGGCUCAGGGUAAGAAAGGCAGUGCAGGGAGCACGUGGAGCCAGCUGUCCACCAGCAGCAAAGAUCUGCUCUUGGGAGGUGUGGUCCCAUCCCCAGGUAGCCACGGCUCGCCAGCCCCGCCCAGCAGCUCUGGCGAGUGCAGCGGGCUGCAGCCCUUGGUAGAUCAGGAUGGAGGAGUCACAAAGGAGCCCCCAGAACCACCUGCUACAGGCAGCAAGAAAAAGUCCAGUAAAAAAGAUGUGAUAAGUCAAACCAUACCCAACCCAGACCUGGACUGGGUCAAGAAUGCCCAGAAGGCAUUUGACAAUACGGAAGGGAAAAGGGAAGGCUACCCUGCAGACAAUGCCCACGAGGCAUCACCAGCCAGGCAGAACUUGAGUUCUGUCAGUAAUCCUGAAAAUGACUCAAGCCAUGUCCGGAUUACUAUCCCUAUCAAGGCACCCUGUCUAGAUCCAACCAGCCAUAAGAGGAAAAAGAGACAGUCCAUCAAAGCGGUGGUGGAAAAGAUCAAGCCGGAGAAAGCCCUGGCUUCCGGAAUCACCAUGAGCAGUGAAGUGGUUAACAGGAUACUUGCCAACACUGAGGGAAAUAAGAAAGAUCCCCGGGUCCCUAAAUUGAGUAAAAUGAUAGAGAACGAGUCCCCCUCAGCUGGCCUUGAAGCGGGCGGCAGUGCCGAGAAAGUCAUGCCUGGAGGCGUGACCAAGCAGCGAAAGCCCCCCAUGAUCAUGACGCCUCCAACGUGCACAGACCACUCUCCCUCCAGAAAGCUGCCAGAAAUCCAGCAUCCCAAAUUUGCUGCGAAACGGAGGUGGACGUGCAGCAAACCAAAGCCCACCAGUAUGCUCCGGGAGGCAGUCAUGGCCACGUCCGAUAAACUGAUGGUGGAACCACCGUCCGCCUACCCCAUCACCCCGUCCAGCCCUCUGUACACCAACACAGACAGUCUUACUGUGAUCACGCCCGUCAAGAAGAAGCGGGGGCGGCCGAAGAAGCAGCCUUUGCUCACGGUGGAGACGAUUCACGAGGGGACUUCUACCAGUCCGGUCAGUCCCAUCAGCCGGGAGUUCCCCGGCACGAAGAAAAGAAAGAGACGACGCAGCUUAGCUAAGUUGGCCCAGCUGGUGCCAGGAGAGGACAAGCCCAUGAGCGAGAUGAAAUUUCACAAAAAAGUUGGAAAGCUUGGGGUACUGGAUAAGAAGACCAUCAAGACCAUCAACAAGAUGAAAACACUCAAAAGGAAAAAUAUCUUGAACCAGAUCUUAUCCUGCUCCAGCAACAUUGCUCUGAAGGCCAAAGCUCCCCCGGAGACCAGCCCGGGGGCGGCGGCCAUCGAGAGCAAAUUGGGCAAACAGAUCAAUGUCAGCAAGAGGGGAACCAUCUACAUCGGCAAGAAGCGGGGCAGGAAGCCAAGAGCAGAGCUGCCACCCCCAUCCGAGGAACCCAAAACAGCCAUCAAGCACCCUAGGCCUGUUUCUAGCCAGCCGGACGUUCCAGCCGUGCCUUCCAACUUUCAGUCACUUGUGGCGUCUUCACCAGCAGCUAUGCACCCACUUUCGACGCAGUUGGGUGGGUCCAAUGGCAACCUGAGCCCCGCCAGCACCGAAACCAAUUUUUCAGAGUUGAAAACUAUGCCAAAUCUCCAGCCCAUCAGUGCUCUUCCAACCAAAACCCAGAAGGGAAUCCACAGUGGAGCCUGGAAGCUGUCCCCGCCCAGGCUGAUGGCCAACUCGCCUUCCCACCUUUGCGAGAUCGGGUCACUCAAGGAAAUCACCCUGUCCCCUGUGAGUGAGUCGCACAGCGAGGAGACGAUCCCGAGCGACAGUGGCAUCGGGACGGACAACAACAGCACGUCUGACCAAGCGGAGAAGAGUUCGGAAUCCCGACGGAGGUACUCCUUUGAUUUCUGCUCCCUGGACAACCCGGAGACCCUUCCGUCUGACACCAGCACGAAGACCCGGCACGGCCACCGGCAGAAGCAUCUCAUGGUGGACAACUUUCUGGCCCACGAGAGCCUCAAGAAGCCAAAGCACAAGAGGAAACGGAAAAGCCUGCAGAACCGUGACGACCUGCAGUUUCUGGCGGACCUGGAGGAGCUCGUCACCAAGUUCCAGGUGUUCAGGAUCUCCCACCGGACUUACACCUUCUACCACGAGAAUCCGUACCCCAGCAUUUUCCGGAUUAAUUUUGAUCACUACUACCCGGUGCCAUAUAUCCAGUAUGACCCCUUGCUCUAUCUUCGCAGGACCUCAGACCUGAAGUCCAAGAAGAAGCGUGGUAGGCCCGCAAAAACCAAUGACACCAUGACAAAGGUGCCUUUUUUACAAGGGUUCAGCUACCCUAUUCCCAGUGGAAGUUACUAUGCACCCUAUGGAAUGCCUUACACAUCAAUGCCUAUGAUGAACCUGGGUUAUUACAGUCAGUACCCAGCUCCCUUGUACCUCUCGCACACGCUCGGAGCCGCGUCCCCGUUCAUGAGGCCGACGGUGCCACCUCCUCAGUUCCACACGAGCUCCCACGUGAAGAUGUCUGGGACAGCGAAGCAUAAAGCGAAGCACGGAGUCCACCUGCAGGGGCCUGUCGGCAUGGGCCUCGGGGACAGGCAGCCAGCCCUGAACCCUCCCAAGGCGGGCGGCGCGGGGUUGGCCAGCGGUCGGCUCCACAAGAGAAAACACAAACACAAGCAUAAGCACAAGGAAGACCGGAUCCUGGGGACCCAUGACAACCUGAGCGGUCUCUUCGCGGGCAAAGCCACGGGCUUCUCCAGCCACAUCCUGAGCGAGCGGCUGGGCGGUGCGGACAAGGAGCUCCCGUUGGUGGGCGAGAAGAAUAAGCCGAAAGAGAAGCAGAAGCACCAGCACAGUGAAGCCGGCCACAAAGCUUCCAAGAACAACUUUGAGGUGGACACCCUGUCUACACUGUCACUUUCCGAUGCCCAGCAUUGGACCCAGGCCAAGGACAAAGGCGACUUGGGCGGCGAGCCUGUGGACUCAUGCCCAAAAAGGUACUCCGGCAGCGGUGGCGAUGGCAGCGGCACCAGACCCGAGAGCCUGGACGUGUUCAGUGACAUGAACCCUUCAAAUGACAAGUGGGACAGUGACAUGAGCGGGAGUAAAAGGAGGAGCUACGAGGGCUUUGGGACAUACAGGGAAAAGGACAUCCAGGCCUUCAAGAUGAAUCGCAAGGAGAGAAGCUCCUACGAGUCUUCCCUGUCACCAGGGAUGCCAAGUCCCCACCUAAAAGUGGACCAAACGGCACCACACAGUAAGAACGAGGGCUCCGCGUCCACCAUGAUGACCAGGAAGAAGCCAGCGGCGGUUGACAGUGUGGCAAUCUCCCCGAGCCCAGUGUUAUCGCUCCUCGCUGCCUCUGCGGCCACGUCUGAUGCAGCCAGCUCCUCCCUGAAGAAGCGAUUCAAGCGGCGGGAGAUCGAGGCCAUCCAGUGCGAGGUGCGCAAGAUGUGCAACUACUCCAAGAUCCUGUCCACCAAGAAGAACCUGGACCACGUGAACAAGAUCCUGAAGGCCAAGCGGCUGCAGAGACAAUCAAAGACAGGCAACAACUUCGUCAAGAAGAGGAGAGGGCGUCCGCGAAAGCAGCCCACGCAGUUCGAUGAGGACUCCAGAGACCAAAUGCCGGUGCUGGAAAAAUGCAUCGACCUUCCCAGCAAGAGGGGGCAGAAGCCGAGCCUGAGCCCGCUUGUCUUGGAGCCAGCAGCCACUCAAGACACCAUCAUGGCUACCAUCGAGGCGGUCAUCCACAUGGCCCGGGAGGCGCCGCCCCUGCCCCCGCCGCCCCCGCCGCCCCUCCCGCCCCCGCCUCCACCGCCGCCCCCACCUCCCCCACCCCUGCCCAAGACCCCCAGAGGAGGAGGGAAGAGGAAACACAAACCUCAGCCUACUGCUCAGCCCCUGCAGCAGCCGCCCCCGCAGCAGCCCCUGCCCCAGGAAGAGGAGGUGAAGGCCAAAAGGCAGAGGAAGUCCCGAGGGAGUGAGAGUGAUGGCCUUCCCUAG
Messenger RNA from Enhydra lutris kenyoni (northern sea otter), 4976 nucleotides. Its product is annotated as SET binding protein 1. NCBI's taxonomy places the organism in Eukaryota, Metazoa, Chordata, Mammalia, Carnivora, Mustelidae. Gene Ontology annotation, molecular function: DNA binding. The record is from RefSeq and is a predicted model, not a curated record. The transcript is spliced from 5 exons. Bases 183 to 4976 code for a protein of 1597 amino acids.